Pocillopora verrucosa is the source of this 2953-nucleotide messenger RNA. RefSeq lists its product as uncharacterized. Gene Ontology annotation, cellular component: membrane. Gene Ontology annotation, biological process: transmembrane transport. The record is from RefSeq and is a predicted model, not a curated record. Gene Ontology annotation, molecular function: ABC-type transporter activity; ATP hydrolysis activity; ATP binding. Lineage: Eukaryota; Metazoa; Cnidaria; Anthozoa; Scleractinia; Pocilloporidae.
UUCGUCACUCAUGUGCUGUCCUUGUGUCGAAAAUUUCACAUGGCCACCAUUUUGAAAGGCAAAAAAAAUCAGGAAUGACUCAAUCGCUAUCUAGAGGCUACAACUCAGUCUAGGAGCGAAAUGCAUUAGACAAUUUUUCUUCCAUGGAGGACAGAUCAAGAGAAUUUUACCUUAUCUCUAUAAAGAGAUGGUGGAAGGUUCUGGCAAAACAACACUGCUGAACACUCUUGCUGGAAGAUUGUCUCCUGAUAAUGGUGAAAUUCUUCUUAAUGGGACUAAGCUUAACCGGAAACUCAAAAGGAAAAUUUGUUAUGUCUUACAAGAUGAUAUUUUCUUUGCAAACCUCACCCUGCGAGAUACUCUAACAUUUUCUGCAAUGCUCCGUCUACCAGAUACCAUGUCAAAGGUGCAAAAAUUGAAUAAGGUGGAAGAAAUAGUGGACAACUUAGAUGUCAGAAAGUGUUUGGAUACAAAGAUUGGAAGCCCUUUUGAAAGAGGACUCUCUGGAGGUGAGAAAAAGAGAGCAAACAUUGGCUGUGAGCUCAUAACAAAUCCUUCCUUGGUUUUUCUUGAUGAACCAACUUCUGGGUUAGACUCUAGCAAUGCCUUGAACCUUGUUAAGACUCUGAAGAGCUUUGCAGCCAGAGAAAAAAAGACAGUGGUAACCACCAUUCACCAGCCAUCAAGCCAGAUCUUUUACAUGUUUGACAAGGUUUUAUUGCUAUGUGGAGGAAAGGUUGCAUACUAUGGCAAAGCGAACAGAGUUCUUGAUUUCUUUGAGAGUAUUGGUAUGGUUUGUGAUGCACAUUUCAACCCAGCUGAUUUUAUAUUGGAAAAGGUGACUGAGGGAGAGAAAGUACAAGAAAGGAUUGUCCGAGGUUGGGCUGAAAGACAGAAAAGACAUCAGAAAAACUCAACAGUGUCCAGUGAGUAUAGACCAGGAAGAACUGAUGCCUCAAGUCCUACUCCAGAGAGCAAUGACGCUGACGAGGCACAUGAUAUAGCAAGUAGAAGCUACAGAAGCUCUGAAAAGUCGCUUGAUCAGAAUGCUUAUCAGAAAGAUGGGCAACAAACAGCAAUUGAAGAAUUACCAAACACAGAAGACAUGUCUGGCCAUUUUCAUCUAGAUCUGGUGCAUGAUAAUUCUGAAGUCCUUGAAAUAGAAAGUGAGGCAUGUUCUGCAGGGAAUAGAUAUGAAGAUUUAAGAGCAGAGAUGUCACAGGCCGUCAACCAAAAUGUGCUGAACGAUUCUCCAAGGCUGGGUGGUGAAGCUAAAAUCACAUCAAAGGAAACGCUAAACAUGAAAAAAGAAAAUAAAACAGUGAAUGGACACGUACCUUCAGGUAUUAACGAAGUGCGUUUAGAGGUUUGCGAGAGGAUUGACGGUUCAAAUCGUUUGGCCUCAAGUCCCAAAUCAUCUGUAUCGAAGACCUUUUGGAAAAGCAGGAGAGGUUCGCUCACUAAAUCUUCUGAUCUUCUCCCAAAAGUCCACACAUUGGCUCGGGUAUCCUCAGUAGAUUUUCAUGUGUCUGUUGUCACAUAUAUGCGUAGUACCUCGAAUGAUUAUUCCAGAAUAGAUAUUGAUGAUCAAGAUGAUGAAGAUGAAGAUUAUUCAUCGCCAUAUUCUGAUAUUUCCACAUCAUGGCCUACCAGUUUUUGGACACAAUUCACAGUUCUCUUGCAAAGAACUUUUAAGCAGUCCAAACCUGACAUUCUCUCCAAACUGAAUUUCACACAGCAUAUACUUCUUGCUUCCAUAAUGGCCCUGAUCUGGUUUCAGCUUCCCUACAAAGAGCAGAGUAUUGAAGACAGAUAUGCACUGCUAUUUUUUUGCGUUGUUUACUGGAACUUUACUUCCCUCUUCAGUUCACUGAUGUCGUUUCCUAAUGAAAGAACUGUCGUGAGGAAAGAACGAGCUGCUGGUUAUUACAGACUGUCUGCCUACUAUUUAGCCAAGUCGUUAAGCGAAUUACCACUGAUCUUAUGUUACCCGACUCUGUUCAUGAUCAUUGUGUAUUGGAUGGCGGGACUAAACAGGAGCGAGGCUUUCCUUGGUACACUCUCUGUGGUUUUGUUAACUGCCAUCACAGGGCAGUCUGUAGGUUUGUGUAUCGGUGCAACAGUAAUGGAGUUCAAGAAGUCAAUAGUAGUCGCUGCUGUUUAUGGCCUGAGUUGUAUGUUGCUGGGGGGAUUUUACCAGAAAAACAUACCGUCUUGGCUAUCUUGGUUCCAGUACACUGCUUACAUAGCUUAUUCGUAUGAAGCAGCCCUUAGCAUUGAAUUCAGCUCUUCUCCCACAUUUAGAUGCCAAGGGGAAGACUCAUCAUAUGCUGGGUGCAGGAACAAUGGAACCACUAUAGAGGGAAUAGAAAUUUUGAAAAAACUGAACGUGUCCAGAGGUGUAGGCGAGAAUGUAGGCGCGCUUUUGGUGUUUAUAGUGGUUUUCAGGAUUUUGACAUAUCUUUCUCUGCGCUAUCUUCACAAGCCGAAAUGACGAGAACGUAUUUAAGUGUGACUUGGUUAGCCGACGGGUCAAUCUGUGGUUACGUAGUGUUGUCUAAUUGAAGCUGGGGAUGCCUAUUGGGAACUUGCAUCAACAGAAAAGUGGAGUAAUUAAAUGAGCCUCUCGUUAAUGUAGAGAUAGAUAAUGCAAGUUUAAUAUCCAAAACUUAAAGAAAAUAUCAUCACAAUAAUGACUUGAGAAAUAAAAGGAAAAGGAAAACAUGCCAGGAUUGCAGAGGGAGGUUGAUCAUGGACUAGUUGUAUCAGCACCACUGGAAAAGCAUGGAAAUAGUACUAUUUUGAUGCAAGUCUUUUGUUAGUCAAAGGUAUCGAGUUUCUCAGGGCGAUCAUCCUUUUAAUGUGGAUGUGCCAAACCACGUUUUAGCGAGCAGUAGUUUAAUUAGAUGAGGGAAUCACUUUGUGUAGGAAUAAAACAAAAGUUUUGUCGUUA